AUGUUUUCUUCACCAUUUCCUGUUUCUACUGAAAAUGAAAACAGAAAUGGCCAAACCAAACAGGCCUUUAGAUUUUUGAAAUCCGAAAGCAAAAGGAGCAGCUACGGGGAGUACAGCGCGGGGCUGAGCAGCAUGUUGUUCAACAGAGGAAGUAGGUGCGGAGGCUGCUUCGAGGUCAGGUGCGUCGACCACAUCAAAUGGUGUCUCAUGAGGAGCCCGUCAGUGAUUCUCACCACCACCGACUUCUGUCCGCUGUCCGCCGAAUUAAGGGCUUCCGGCCGACUACGGCGGCUGGUGCAACUUUCCCCGAGCACAUUUUCAUUGUCAGAGGCCGCGUUUGCCCAGAUUGCUCACAGAGGAGCUAACAUAGUCCCAGUCCAGUACCUGAGGUAA
Messenger RNA from Thlaspi arvense, 393 nucleotides. NCBI's taxonomy places the organism in Eukaryota, Viridiplantae, Streptophyta, Magnoliopsida, Brassicales, Brassicaceae. The record is from the annotation of a GenBank genome assembly.